Messenger RNA from Solanum verrucosum, 789 nucleotides. Its product is annotated as phosphomannomutase-like. The coding region runs from base 1 to 789 and encodes 262 amino acids. Gene Ontology annotation, cellular component: cytosol. Gene Ontology annotation, molecular function: phosphomannomutase activity. Gene Ontology annotation, biological process: mannose metabolic process; protein N-linked glycosylation; GDP-mannose biosynthetic process. NCBI's taxonomy places the organism in Eukaryota, Viridiplantae, Streptophyta, Magnoliopsida, Solanales, Solanaceae. The transcript has 11 exons. The record is from RefSeq and is a predicted model, not a curated record.
AUGCGUGCAAGGAAAGCUGGUUUAAUUGCUUUGUUCGAUGUUGAUGGAACUCUUACAGCACCGAGGAAGGAAUGUACUCCAGAAAUGUUCAAAUUCAUGCAAGAACUUAGAACGCUUAACAAUUUUGUCUCCCUGCAGGUUGUUACAAUUGGAGUUGUCGGAGGUUCUGAUCUUGUAAAGAUAUCAGAACAGCUUGGCAAUUCAGUUAUGAAUGAUUAUGAUUACGUUUUCUCUGAAAAUGGACUUGUAGCCCAUAAGGAUGGCAAGCUUAUCGGCAAACAGAGCUUGAAGUCGUUUCUCGGAAAUGAGAAGCUCAAGGAAUUUAUCAACUUUACCCUUCGUUAUAUUGCUGAUUUGGAUAUUCCAAAAAAAAGAGGAACAUUCAUUGAGUUCAGAAGUGGCAUGCUAAAUGUGUCGCCUAUUGGGGGAAACUGUAGUCAGGAAGAGAGGGAAGAAUUUGUUAAGUAUGACAAGGUACAAAAGAUACGCGAAACAAUGAUAUCAGUGCUUAGAGGAAAGUUUGUACACCUUAAUCUCACCUUCUCCAUUGGAGGCCAAAUAAGUUUCGAUGUUUUCCCCCAAGGCUGGGACAAGACUUAUUGUUUGAGAUACCUUGAAGAAUUUAAUGAAAUUCACUUUUUUGGAGACAAAACGUACAAGGGAGGAAAUGACCAUGAGAUCUACGAGUCUAAGAGAACUGUUGGUCACACAGUUACUAGCCCGGAGGAUACAGUGAAGCAGUGUUCUGUUCUAUUCCUCAGCAAGGAUAAUGGAAAUGGAAGUUCUUGA